Messenger RNA from Perognathus longimembris pacificus (Pacific pocket mouse), 1331 nucleotides. RefSeq names its product aquaporin 9 (gene Aqp9). The record is from RefSeq and is a predicted model, not a curated record. Gene Ontology annotation, cellular component: basolateral plasma membrane; plasma membrane. The transcript has 6 exons. Lineage: Eukaryota; Metazoa; Chordata; Mammalia; Rodentia; Heteromyidae. Gene Ontology annotation, molecular function: water channel activity; glycerol channel activity; urea transmembrane transporter activity. Bases 51 to 938 code for a protein of 295 amino acids. Gene Ontology annotation, biological process: water transport; glycerol transmembrane transport.
CCAGAGCAGCAGGUACCAGUGCGGAGCGUUCGGCUCAGGGAAGCCCCAAGAUGCAGCCGGAUAAGGAACAGAAGAGGAAGAGCUUGACACAGAGACUGGCCUUGAAAAGCAGCCUGGCUAAGGAGACGCUCUCUGAGUUCCUGGGCACGUUUAUCAUGAUCGUCCUCGGAUGUGGCUGUGUUGCCCAAGCCGUCCUCAGUCGAGGUGCUUUGGGCGGAAUUGUCACAAUCAAUGUUGGAUUUUCUAUGGCAGUCGUCAUGGCCAUUUAUGUGACUGGAGGUGUGUCAGGAGGUCACAUCAACCCAGCUGUGUCUUUUGCAAUGUGUGUCUUUGGGAGGAUGAGAUGGUUCAAAUUUCCAUUUUACGUGGGAGCCCAGUUUUUGGGAGCCUUUGUGGGGUCCGCAACUGUCUUCGGUGUUUACUAUGAUGGACUCAUGUCCUUUGCUGGAGGAAAACUGAUCAUCAUGGGAGAAAAUGCAACAGCAUUCAUUUUUGCAACAUACCCAGCUCCGUAUCUCUCUCUGGUGAAUGCAUUUGCAGACCAAGUACUGUCCACCAUGUUCCUCCUCAUGGUUGUCUUUGCCAUAUUUGACUCCAGAAACAUGGGCGUCCCCAGAGGCCUGGAGCCUGUUGCCAUUGGCCUCCUGAUCAUUGUCCUGUCUUCUUCUCUGGGACUCAACAGUGGCUGUGCCAUGAACCCAGCUCGUGACCUGAGCCCUAGACUUUUCACCGCUUUGGCAGGAUGGGGGUUUGAGGUGUUCACAGUUGGAAAUAACUUCUGGUGGAUCCCUGUCGUGGGCCCUAUGGUUGGUGCCGUCCUUGGAGGUCUUAUCUAUGUUUUGUUCAUCGAAAUCCACCAUCCCAACCCCGACCCAGACUUCGAGGAAGAACAAUCUGAGGACAAGCCAGAGAAAUAUGAACUGAGUGUCAUCAUGUAGUGGGAGGGGCUUGCUUCAGGAAUCACCCUCUGGUACUCUUCAGGAAAGAUGGUGUCUAAGUGUCUUGUAUUUUUGUGAGACAGGGAAUCCACCCAAUUUCCUGGUGGAAAAGUUUAGAGUAAGAAGAUACCUGUGUGAAGGUUUAGAAACACUGACUUCCUCUGUACCGGCCACCUCCCUCCCCCAGAAUAGCACUGACUGUCCUGACAGCUUUCUCUCCUGCCUUGUUUACUGAAUCCCUGGUGAGAAUUCUUAUUUAUAGGUGAUUGCUAAUACUUUGACCAUGGCCUUACUUUAUCCCAGCUGCAUUACCUGUAUGAAAUAAUGUCACAAAAAUCCCUUCAUCCUCAAUGUCUUCAAAUAUUGCAUUCUAAAUAUAAACCAAAACUGAAA